ACGAACCCAGAAAAGUCAAUUCCCGUCUGCCAGGAACUUGCCUGUGUACUCAGGCACAAUGGACGGUUUCCCCGCAUCUGCUCACAUGAUUAUGGUUAUUAGAGGCACUACUCGAGUAGUACCUAAAGUAACAGUAGCACUAGUUACAACAGUUCAAUUUGCACACAAUCUCGGAUGCCACGAAACUUGGCACAUAAUUGUCCAUAUUGCGAUAGUCAACGUACAGCUGCAUGUGCAGUCAAACACCUGCGGCCCCCAUCCGGUACUCCCGCCGUUUUUAUAUAUCUCCGGUUACAUAUUGUCAAGCUUACGGGACAGUUCACUAUGCAUUGCAGAUACUUCAACAUGAAACGUCAGUACGACUUAUGUUGACCCAGGAGUUCUCCCACGCUGACGAAUCGAUGGGAAUCCCCGUGCCCGUAGAAGUAUUUACUACUCUAGUCACACAGCGCCCUCCUCGUCCGCAUGCAGAGUUU
Messenger RNA from Aspergillus pseudonomiae, 476 nucleotides. RefSeq lists its product as uncharacterized. The coding region runs from base 59 to 349 and encodes 96 amino acids. The transcript has a single exon. Lineage: Eukaryota; Fungi; Ascomycota; Eurotiomycetes; Eurotiales; Aspergillaceae. The record is from RefSeq and is a predicted model, not a curated record.